AUGCUUGCCUCAAUGAAAACCAUCAAAAUGCUUGGUUUCCAACGACAUAUUACCACCGGUAUCCAGAAACUCCGGGCUGAAGAGCUUUCUGCGGCUUCAAAGCUUAGAUGGAUAAUGGUCUAUUACAAUGCCUCGGGUUAGUUACCCAACUUCAAAUUUGGUUCCAGAAUCUGACGAUAGACCAGCAAAUGCACUUGGAAUAUUUUCUCCUGCUAUCACGUUGGUCUUCUUUGCUGCUAUAUCAGGAGCUCGUGGACAGAAAUUAGACACCGAAACGGCUUUCACUACCCCUGACAUCCUGAGUAUGGUUACGCAUCCAGCGAAUAUGGUUAUGACUAUUGUACCAAGAGUAGUGGGGUCUUUUGCAGGAUUCGACAGGAUUCAGACCUUUUUGCUUCAGCCUCUGUUACAUGACACCCGUGGAAACUUGACAAAGGGUGUUUCGGACCCAGCCUCUGGUCACUUGAUAGAGCUUGACCCUGCUAUUACCAUGCAAGAUGUACUGAUAGGUCACAAGAUCCAUGUUCUGGGUAAUGUGAGUCUCGAAGUUACUGCUGGCUCUAUGACCAUCAUUUCGGGCCCAGUUGGGAGCGGAAAAACAACUCUACUACGCACGAUACUUGGGGAGAUAAUUCCUGCUCAUGGAACAGUCCGUGUCUCAACACGAAAGAUAUCAUAUUGCGCCCAGAAACCUUGGCUGCCGAGUAGUUGCAUUAGAGAAGUGAUUCAUGGCAUGGAUGGUAAAGUAGAUACCAAGUGGUACCAUGAAGUCAUAGAAGCAUGUUGCCUCACGCAUGAUUUGGAGGCAAUGCCUGAUGGAGAUGAAACUCAAGUUGGUAGUCGGGGGCUGAAUCUUUCUGGUGGACAGAGACAACGGGUGGUAUGUCUUUUUCUCGCGUUAUGGGUAGUGGAUUCUAAUGAUAACAGGCACUCGCACGAGCAUUUUUUGCGAGAUGCGAUAUCAUUUUGCUUGACGACUGUCUUAGCGGGCUUGAUGGUGAGACCGAGAAGAAUGUAUUUGAGAAUCUACUUGGGUCUGGAGGAUUACUUCGAAAGCUGAAGACAACUGUCAUUCUUGUGUCCAACUCAAGUAAGUCCAUAGAUGCCACUCCUAGCUCAGUUUACUUACUCGAGUGUAGCUCAAUACUUUCAAGCCGCAGACCAAAUUCUGGUUCUGGAAGACGGUGGAAUAAAAGAACGUGGUACUUGGAACGAUAUCAAAGUAAAAGCUUCAUCGAUAGCAAAAUUCGCCCCAGAAAAAAGGAACAGUCUUGAAGCAGCCCUAUCCCCGAAACUUGAUCAGCUUAGCGCCCAGAUUCAAGCAAAGAACGAUUUAGAAAACGAUGUUUCUAGGCAGACCGGAGACUUUGCAUUAUAUGGUAUUGUUUUUGCGAAGCUGUCAAGAAUAUGGCUAACUUGGACACAGGCUACUAUUAUCGAAUUGUGGGCUUGA
Hymenoscyphus albidus is the source of this 1453-nucleotide messenger RNA. The record is from the annotation of a GenBank genome assembly. Lineage: Eukaryota; Fungi; Ascomycota; Leotiomycetes; Helotiales; Helotiaceae.